GCCGCGCUUUCCGCCCGGCGUCUCGGCUCAGCGGCGCACCGGCGUGCGGCAUGUCACGGCGACGGCACAGCGACGAGAACGAUGGGGGACAGCCUCACAAAAGGAGAAAGACCUCUGAUGCAAAUGAAACUGAAGAUCAUUUGGAAUCUUUAAUAUGCAAAGUAGGAGAAAAGAGUGCCUGCUCUUUGGAGAGCAACCUAGAAGGCUUGGCUGGCGUUUUGGAAGCUGAUCUUCCUAACUAUAAGAGCAAGAUCUUAAGGCUUCUUUGUACAGUUGCACGUCUGUUACCUGAGAAGUUGACAAUUUAUACAACAUUAGUUGGACUACUAAAUGCCAGGAAUUACAACUUCGGUGGAGAAUUUGUAGAAGCCAUGAUUCGUCAACUUAAAGAAUCGUUGAAAGCAAACAAUUAUAAUGAAGCUGUAUAUUUGGUCCGUUUUUUAUCUGAUCUUGUGAAUUGUCACGUCAUUGCUGCCCCAUCAAUGGUUGCUAUGUUUGAAAAUUUUGUAAGUGUAACUCAGGAAGAAGAUGUGCCUCAGGUGCGCCGGGAUUGGUACUUGUAUGCAUUUCUAUCAUCUUUGCCCUGGGUUGGAAAGGAGUUGUAUGAAAAGAAAGAUGCAGAGAUGGACCGAAUCUUUGCCAACACUGAAAGCUAUCUUAAAAGACGGCAGAAGACUCAUGUGCCCAUGUUACAAGUAUGGACUGCAGAGAAACCGCAUCCACAAGAAGAGUAUUUAGAUUGCCUCUGGGCCCAGAUUCAGAAAUUGAAAAAGGAUCGCUGGCAGGAGCGGCACAUCCUAAGACCUUAUCUUGCCUUUGACAGCAUCCUGUGUGAAGCACUGCAGCACAACCUGCCUCCUUUCACACCACCUCCUCACACUGAAGAUUCGGUGUACCCGAUGCCAAGGGUCAUCUUCAGAAUGUUUGAUUACACGGAUGAUCCUGAG
Molecule: messenger RNA, 947 nt
Organism: Lipotes vexillifer (Yangtze River dolphin)
Lineage: Eukaryota; Metazoa; Chordata; Mammalia; Artiodactyla; Lipotidae
Product: nuclear cap-binding protein subunit 1
Exons: 8
Biological process (GO): nuclear-transcribed mRNA catabolic process, nonsense-mediated decay; regulation of mRNA processing; mRNA export from nucleus
Cellular component (GO): nucleus; nuclear cap binding complex
Molecular function (GO): protein binding; RNA cap binding; mRNA binding
Source: RefSeq, a predicted model, not a curated record